Molecule: messenger RNA, 2696 nt
Organism: Rubroshorea leprosula
Lineage: Eukaryota; Viridiplantae; Streptophyta; Magnoliopsida; Malvales; Dipterocarpaceae
Source: the annotation of a GenBank genome assembly
AAUUACCGAUGAAAUUUCUAUUUCGAGUUUGUAGUGAAUUACCUAGUAAGCUAGUAGCAAUUUCCAUGUUAAGGGUGCAAAUUAUUGAUUUGAAUUAUUAGAUGAUGGAGGGUGAGAAAAUUGAGGAUUAGUUGACUGACCCAUCAAUCAAAAGGAAAAAAUGAGAGUCCAGAGUCUUGGAACUUGUCUCAUCACAAAGAGAUCUACUGAUAGUGUCUCUUCUCUUCUGGAGGUUGUCAAAUCCACUGGUGCUACUCAGCUCUUCUUCAAUCACUUGUAUGAUCCUUUGUCACUGGUUAGGGAUCACCGAGCAAAGCAAGUAUUAACUGCUCAUGGAGUAGCUGUGCGUUCCUUUAAUGCUGACUUGCUUUAUGAACCUUGGGAUGUGAAUGAUGCCGAAGGCUGCCCUUUCACAACCUUUGGUGCUUUCUGGGAGAGAUGCCUUAGCAUGCCAUAUGAUCCAGAGGCUCCACUUCUUCCACCUAAGAGGAUAAUUUCAGGUGAUGUAUCAAGAUGUCCUUCAGACACAUUGGUGUUUGAAGAUGAAUCAGAGAAGGGAAGCAAUGCACUUCUUGCUCGAGCAUGGUCACCUGGCUGGAGCAAUGCUGAUAGAACUCUGACGACAUUCAUUAAUGGUCCUUUAAUUGAGUACUCUAAGAAUCGAAGGAAGGCAGACAGUGCCACAACCUCAUUUCUCUCACCUCACUUGCACUUUGGGGAGGUAAGUGUGAGAAAAGUCUUUCAUCUUGUCCGCAUCAAGCAGGUUCUAUGGGCCAAUGAAGGGAACAAGGCUGGUGAAGAGAGUGUGAACUUGUUUCUCAAGUCAAUUGGUCUUCGGGAAUACUCAAGAUACAUGAGCUUUAACCAUCCUCACAGUCUUGAAAGACCUCUUCUUGGGCACCUUAAGUUUUUUCCUUGGGUGGUAGAUGAGGACUAUUUCAAGGCCUGGAGACAAGGUAGAACUGGGUAUCCACUAGUAGAUGCUGGAAUGAGAGAGUUGUGGGCCACUGGCUGGCUACAUGAUCGGAUACGAGUGGUGGUUGCCAGUUUCUUUGUAAAGGUUCUACAGCUUCCGUGGAGAUGGGGAAUGAAGUAUUUUUGGGAUACCCUAUUGGAUGCAGAUUUAGAGAGUGAUGCUCUUGGUUGGCAAUAUAUAUCUGGUACUCUCCCUGAUGGCCGUGAGUUUGAUCGCAUAGAUAAUCCACAGUUUGAGGGUUACAAAUUUGACCCAAAUGGAGAGUAUGUCCGACGGUGGCUUCCUGAACUUGCAAGACUACCAACCGAAUGGAUACACCACCCAUGGGAUGCUCCAGAAUCCUUACUUCAAGCUGCUGGAAUUGAGCUUGGAUCAAAUUACCCUCUCCCUAUUGUAGGAAUAAAUGCUGCAAAAGCCAGGUUGCAAGAAGCACUUUCAAAAAUGUGGCAGCUAGAAGCAGCUUCAAGAGCAGCCAUUGAAAACGGCACUGAAGAAGGCCUAGGAGACUCAUCUGAAUCAGCACCAAUUGCCUUCCCCCAAGACAUACAAAUGGAAGAAAUCCGUGAACCAGUAGGAAAUAACCCUCCAAUUCCAACCACUAUUAGGCGAUAUGAAGAUCAAAUGGUCCCUAGCAUUACUUCUUCUUUUUUGAGAGUUGAAGAGGAAGAAACUUCUUCAGAUCUUAGAAAUUUAGCAGACGAGAGCAGAGCAGAAGUUCCAAGAAAUGUAAAUAUAAAUCAAGAACCAGGACAAGGCAUAUUAAACCAAGUGAUUACACAAACAAUUCAGACCAACAACACUUUGCCACAGAUUAAUUUAGCAAUGGCGGUGGGAAAUGCUGAAGAUUCCACAGCAGAAUCUUCUAGUAGUAGCAGAAGAGAGAGGGAUGGAGGAGUAGUUCCAGUUUGGUCUCCUUCAUCCUCUAGUUAUUCAGAGCAGUUCGUAGGGGAUGAAAAUGGCGUUGGAGCUAGUUCAUCUUACUUGCAGAGGCACCCUCAGUCUCACCAAAUAAUGAAUUGGAAGCGCCUUUCUCAAACUGGGUGAAAUAUAUCUACCAAAGGACUGGAAGUAUUGAGUUGGAGAAUGCAAUGUCUAAUCUGGUGAGCCAAUGGGAUGAUAAAUCAGCAUGUCACAUGUAUCUAUAUAAAACCCUGUGCUCUCAUUACCUGUCUAACCUGAUCAGAAGUUCAUGUCCCUUGUGUAUGAAACAUGAUUGCUACAGGUAGCUGAUCUACUAUCUUUUUCCCUUGUACAAUUUUCACAGUUUCUGUUGUAUAGUAUUUUGUCCUUUUUCAUAAGGGAAGAGUUGCAUUAGAGAUGGAUAUACAGUCCUCUAAUAAACCCAGGUUUGCGCUUCUAUAUUUAAAUUAGGCAGGUAUUUUAGUAUGUAACUCAUACUUAUGCUCUUUCCCUCCCCUCUUUUGUUCAGCAAAUUUCUUUGAUUUUUCCUUUCUAGCAUAACUGAUUUUAGCAUUGUUUUCAAGCAUGUUCAUCAAGCAAAGUGAAUAAUAUCAUUGUCUUACAUGCUUCUGGUGUUAUGUUUAGGUUGCUUUUCCAGUUUAGGCAUUCGACAAACACUGUAAGCUAGGGUCUCAGCCAUUGCUCCAAACACAGGAGCUUGUACUUACCAUUUUCCCAUCUCAUAUAUGCCAUUGCAUUAUGUGUUAAUGCCAUGGAAGGAGCUGAGUCAUGGAUUUAGAAAUAAAUUAAACAAUUUUAU